Messenger RNA from Trichosurus vulpecula (common brushtail), 8356 nucleotides. It is a transcript of the gene KAT6A, whose product is annotated as lysine acetyltransferase 6A. Gene Ontology annotation, biological process: nucleosome assembly; regulation of DNA-templated transcription. Gene Ontology annotation, cellular component: nucleosome; MOZ/MORF histone acetyltransferase complex. NCBI's taxonomy places the organism in Eukaryota, Metazoa, Chordata, Mammalia, Diprotodontia, Phalangeridae. The record is from RefSeq and is a predicted model, not a curated record. Bases 487 to 6477 code for a protein of 1996 amino acids. Gene Ontology annotation, molecular function: histone acetyltransferase activity; DNA binding. The transcript has 18 exons.
GCCGUGUCAGUUUGGGGCAUCUCCGCCGUCCGGCCCGGGGCCCCGGGAUCCAGGCUCUCCACCGCCUCGGAUUCUUUCCACUAAAUCUGUCCAUUUGCUGAAGUAUCGAAUGUUUUUCUUGGGGGAAGAUAUCAAGGAGCAGCUCAGUUGCAAUUCACAGACUGGUGUAAGGUACAUUUUUCUUGUGAGUCUGGACAUCAAAAGGAGUUGUGAGAUGAUCUGAUUUCUUAAAACCUGUCUCUGCAGUGCUCUUUAGGAACCUGUCUGGAAGUAUGCAGACAUUUCAAACAUUAGAUUGGUUUGGUUUUUAAAUUAGAAGCGGGAAAAGUGUUCUUCUUUGUGAAAGGAGGAGGGAUUCAGGCCAGAAAACUGUAUGCUAUGGUUAACUGGUUCCCAGCCUCCGAGAAUCUUUUUUUCCAUGGUGUGAAACAUAUUCAGCAUCAGGAUAAGGGAUAACGACUCUAUGGAUAUACAGAAUUCUUCACCAUGGUAAAACUCGCUAACCCGCUGUAUACGGAGUGGAUUUUGGAGGCGAUUAAAAAAGUUAAGAAGCAAAAACAGCGCCCUUCCGAAGAGAGGAUAUGCAAUGCAGUGUCGUCGUCCCAUGGCUUGGACCGGAAAACUGUUUUAGAACAAUUGGAAUUGAGUGUUAAAGAUGGAACAAUUUUAAAAGUCUCGAAUAAAGGACUCAAUUCCUACAAAGAUCCUGAUAAUCCUGGGCGAAUAGCACUUCCUAAACCUCGGAACCAUGGAAAGUUGGAUGGCAAACAAAAUGUGGAUUGGAAUAAACUUAUCAAGCGGGCAGUUGAAGGCUUGGCUGAGUCCAGCGGUUCAACCUUGAAGAACAUUGAACGUUUUUUGAAAGGUCAGAAAGAUGUGUCUGCAUUGUUUGGGGGCAGUGCCGCCUCUGUCUUUCACCAGCAGUUACGAUUGGCUGUCAAACGUGCCGUUGGCCACGGCAGACUACUUAAAGAUGGACCUCUUUAUCGGCUCAACACUAAAGCGGCCAAUGUGGAUGGGAAAGAGAGUUGUGAGUCUCUUUCCUGUCUACCUCCUGUGUCUCUCCUUCCUCAUGAAAAGGAUAAGCCAGUUGCUGAACCAAUUCCAAUUUGUAGUUUUUGUCUUGGUACAAAGGAACAAAACCGAGAGAAGAAACCAGAGGAGCUCAUCUCUUGUGCUGACUGUGGCAACAGUGGUCAUCCAUCCUGUUUAAAGUUCUCUCCAGAAUUAACAGUUCGAGUGAAGGCCUUACGGUGGCAGUGCAUUGAGUGUAAAACGUGCAGCUCUUGUCGAGACCAGGGCAAAAAUGCAGAUAACAUGCUCUUCUGUGAUUCAUGUGACCGAGGUUUUCACAUGGAAUGCUGUGAUCCGCCACUCACCAGGAUGCCAAAAGGCAUGUGGAUAUGUCAGAUUUGUCGACCUCGGAAAAAAGGGAGAAAACUUCUACAUAAAAAAGCAGCACAGAUAAAACGGCGCUAUGCCAAUCCAAUAGGACGGCCCAAAAACAGGUUAAAGAAACAGAAUACAGUAUCGAAAGGCCCUUUCAGCAAAGUUCGGACUGGACCUGGUCGGGGUCGGAAACGUAAAAUCACUCUUUCCAGCCAAUCAGCAUCUUCAUCAGAAGAAGGCUAUUUGGAGCAAAUGGACUUAGACUUCUGCAGAGAUGGUAGUACACCCCUGAAAUUCAAUAAGAAAACCAAAGGGCUCAUUGACGGCCUUACCAAAUUCUUCACCCCCUCCCCUGAUGGGCGGAAAGCUCGUGGGGAAGUGGUGGACUACUCUGAGCAAUAUAGGAUCAGGAAAAAGGGCAACAGGAAAUCAAGCACUUCAGAGUGGCCCACAGACAAUCAGGAUGGCUGGGAUGGAAAACAGGAAAAUGAGGAGCGACUUUUUGGAAGCCAGGAAGUCAUGACUGAAAAAGAUAUGGAAUUAUUUCGAGAUAUCCAGGAACAAGCACUGCAGAAAGUUGGAGUGACUGGUCCCCCUGAUCCACAAGUUCGCUGUCCCUCUGUCAUUGAGUUUGGAAAAUACGAAAUUCAUACCUGGUACUCCUCCCCAUAUCCACAAGAAUACUCAAGGCUGCCUAAGUUGUACCUUUGUGAAUUUUGUCUAAAGUAUAUGAAAAGUAGAACUAUUCUACAGCAGCACAUGAAGAAAUGUGGUUGGUUCCACCCUCCUGCUAAUGAGAUUUACAGAAAGAAUAAUAUCUCUGUCUUUGAGGUUGAUGGGAAUGUCAGUACAAUUUACUGUCAAAACUUGUGCCUGUUGGCAAAGCUAUUUCUUGACCACAAGACACUGUAUUAUGAUGUGGAACCAUUUCUUUUCUAUGUAUUGACACAGAAUGAUGUCAAGGGCUGCCAUCUUGUUGGCUAUUUCUCUAAGGAAAAGCACUGCCAGCAGAAGUAUAAUGUUUCCUGUAUAAUGAUUCUUCCUCAGUACCAGCGCAAGGGCUAUGGCAGGUUCCUCAUAGACUUCAGUUAUUUGUUGUCAAAACGUGAAGGCCAAGCAGGAUCUCCAGAGAAACCAUUAUCUGAUCUAGGGCGUCUUUCCUAUAUGGCUUAUUGGAAAAGUGUAAUAUUGGAGUGCCUUUAUCACCAAAAUGACAAGCAAAUCAGCAUUAAAAAACUAAGCAAAUUGACUGGAAUCUGCCCUCAAGACAUUACUUCCACACUCCAUCACCUCCGAAUGCUGGACUUCCGUAGUGACCAAUUUGUGAUUAUCCGCCGGGAAAAACUCAUCCAGGAUCAUAUGGCAAAACUUCAAGUGAAUUUGAGGCCUGUAGAUGUAGAUCCUGAAUGUUUGCGUUGGACUCCUGUCAUUGUCUCCAAUUCUGUAGUCUCAGAGGAAGAGGAAGAGGAUGCAGAGGAAGGAGAAAAUGAAGAGCAGCAAUGCCAGGAAAAGGAACUGGAUUCCAGUGUAAGGAUGGCAAAGUCGGUGUCUUGGGAGAAAAAAGAAGAUUCAUAUUCAGUAGAGAAUGAAAAGAAACCAGAUAUUAUUGCACCAGCUAAUUCUUCACGACUGAACAAGGAAGUUCUUCCCCUGGAUAGUCUUCCAGCAAAUAGUCAACCAUCUCGGAGAGGCCGAUGGGGACGAAAGAACAAAAAAGUCCGGGAGCCUUUUAGUGAGAAAGAUUCUAAACUGCCCUUGGAAGAAACACCAUCAGCUGCUCGGGGGAGAUAUGGUGAAUGUGAGGAAAAAUCUGAAGCCUCCCAGGAACAGUUCACUGAGAGUGAAGAGCAUUCAGCAGCUUUAGAGGGGAGGUUUGGCAAAGAUGAAAAGCCAGAAGUCCCCAAAAGGCGACUAAGUGAAAGUGUGGAGAUAUGGCGAGGACCACUGAAGAAAAGCCCAGAGCCCCUCAAAUGCAGAUUACCAGAGGGGAGUGAUAGACUGCCUCACCGGUAUAAUGAUGGAGACAGAGCCAUUUUGAGGAGCUUUAGUGAGAGUAGUGAAGAGGAAGAAGAACCUGAGAGUCCUCGGUCAAAUUCACCACCUGUGCUUACUAAGCCCACAUUAAAACGAAAGAAACCAAUUCUGCACCGGAGAAGAAGAGUCCGAAAGCGAAAACACCAUAACAGCAGUGUGGUCACAGAAACCAUCUCUGAGACCACAGAAGUAUUAGAUGAACCUUUUGAAGAUUCUGACUCUGAGAGGCCAAUGCCAAGAUUAGAACCUACAUUUGAAAUUGAUGAAGAGGAGGAAGAAGAGGAUGAAAGUGAACUGUUUUCCAGAGGAUACUUUCAUUGUUUGCCCUCGCAGGAGGUCCUUAGGCAUCGACCUUCUUCUAAGAGGAAGUCUAAAGAUGAAGAGGAAGAAUCAGAUGAUGCUGAUGGCACCCCUAUUCUGAAGCCAGUGUCCAUGUUGAGAAAAUGUGAUGUGAGGGAUUCCCCACUUGAGCCAGAUACUUCUACACCUUUGAAAAAGAAGAAGGGAUGGCCCAAAGGCAAAAGUCGGAAACCGAUCCACUGGAAGAAAAGGCCUGGCCGAAAACCGGGGUUCAAGCUGAACCGAGAAAUGCUCACGGUAUCUACUCAAGAAUGUAGAGUCGAUCCCAUGGUACCCCUUCCUAAGCCUGGGCGCAAGCCCAAAAUUCAAGACAAAGAAGAGGCUGCUGAACCAAAAGAAGAUUUGCCUCUUGCUGAAGAAAGGAAGGAGAAUGAUAUACAUGGAGAAACAGAAGAGGGAGGAGAGGGAGAAGAUGAGGAUACAACCAGCAGUGAAGUGAGAGCAGCUUCCCCAGUGGACAGUCGUGGUAGCCCAGUGACCGAAUCUAAAGAACCUGAGGUAGAAGAAGAAGAAGUUGAGGAGAAACCCCGGGUUUUAGAAGAAGAGCAAAGGCAGUCAGAGGAAGAGCAGGCAGAGCUGGAAGAGCAGGAGCAUGAGGAAGAGGAUGAGGUGGCCCUGGGAACAAACCAGAAUGAAGACCAUGAUGCAGAUGAUGAAGAUGAUGGUCACCUAGAAUCCACAAAGAAAAAGGAAGCAGAGGAACAGACAAUUAGAGAAGGAGUCAAGGAGGAGCCGGGGGGUCAGGAAUCUUUUUUAGAAACAAAUACACAGAACAAUCGAGAGGAAAUAAAGAGCAAAAAUGAAACAGAACCAGAUUCCGAGGAAGAACAGGCUUCCCAUGAGACAUCAGUUGUAUCAGAGCAUAUGCCAGGGUCUGAGGAUGAUCAUGAAGAAGAAGCAAGCACUAAAGAAGAAUUAAUUGAAUUAAAAGAAGAAGAAGAAAUUCCUCAUAGUGAGUUGGAUCUGGAAACCGUGCAAGCGGUACAGUCACUGACCCAGGAAGAAAGCAACGAGCAUGACGGGACAUACCAGGACUGUGAAGAAACACUCGCAGCUUGUCAGACUUUGCAGAGUUAUACCCAAGCUGAUGAAGACCCUCAGAUAUCAAUGGUCGAAGACUGCCAUGCUUCAGAACACAACAGCCCGAUAUCUUCCGUUCAGUCUCAUCCUAGCCAAUCAGUCCGUUCAGUCAGCAGUCCCAAUGUGCCUGCUCUUGAGAGUGGUUAUACCCAGAUCAGCCCUGAACAAGGAUCCCUGUCCGCACCCUCUAUGCAGAACAUGGAGACCAGCCCCAUGAUGGAUGUGCCUUCGGUGUCAGACCACUCUCAGCAGGUGGUGGACAGUGGCUUCAGUGACCUGGGCAGCAUUGAGAGCACCACAGAAAAUUAUGAGAACCCUAGCAGCUACGAUUCCACUAUGGGUGGCAGCAUUUGUGGAAAUAACUCUUCCCAGAGCAGUUGCUCUUACGGAGGAUUAUCCUCCUCCAGUAGCCUCACUCAGAACAGUUGUGUUGUCACUCAGCAAAUGGCCAAUAUGGGCAGUAGCUGUAGCAUGAUGCAGCAAAACAAUGUGCAACCUGCCACCAACUGUAAUAUCAAGUCACCUCAGAGUUGUGUGGUGGAAAGACCACCGAGUAACCAGCAGCAGCCACCACCAUCGCAGCAACAGCAGCAGCAGCAGCAGCAGCCAGCACCACCACCCCCCCAGCAGCAGCCCCAGUCCCAGCCCCAGCCCCAGCCCCAGCCUCCUCAACCCCCUCCACCCCCCCAGCAGCAGCCUUCACUGUCACAGUGUAGUAUGAAUAACAGCUUCACCCCGGCCCCGAUGAUCAUGGAAAUACCGGAAUCCGGAAGCACUGGGAACAUAAGUAUUUAUGAAAGGAUUCCAGGGGAUUUUGGUGCCAGCAGCUACUCCCAACCAUCAGCCACCUUCAGUUUAGCUAAGUUGCAGCAGCUGACUAACACCAUUAUGGACCCACAUGCCAUGCCUUAUAGCCAUUCUCCUGCUGUGACUUCCUAUGCAACCAGUGUUUCUUUGUCCAACACAGGACUGGCUCAGCUAGCUCCAUCCCAUCCAUUAGCUGGGGCCCCUCAAGCACAAGCCACCAUGACACCACCCCCAAACCUGGCAUCCACUACCAUGAACCUCACAUCACCUCUGCUACAGUGCAACAUGUCUGCCACCAACAUUGGCAUUCCCCACACUCAGAGGUUGCAAGGGCAAAUGCCAGUCAAGGGGCACAUUUCCAUCCGUUCUAAAUCAGCACCACUGCCCUCGGCAGCUGCUCACCAGCAGCAGCUUUAUGGUCGCAGCCCGCCAGCAGUCGCCAUGCAGGCUGGCCCUCGUGCAUUAGCUGUUCAGCGUGGCAUGAACAUGGGGGUUAAUUUAAUGCCAACAACCCCCUAUAAUGUCAAUUCCAUGAAUAUGAACACUUUGAAUGCCAUGAACAGUUACCGAAUGACACAACCCAUGAUGAACAGCAGUUACCAUAGUAACCCUGCCUACAUGAACCAGACAGCACAGUAUCCUAUGCAGAUGCAGAUGGGAAUGAUGGGGAGCCAGGCCUAUACCCAGCAGCCUAUGCAGCCAAACCCUCAUGGGAACAUGAUGUACACUGGCCCCUCCCAUCACAGCUACAUGAAUACUGCUGGCGUGCCCAAGCAGUCUCUUAAUGGACCUUACAUGAGAAGAUGAGCAAGAUGAACUUGCAAUUUAAAAACUUAAAUAUAUAUAAAUAAAGGAACCUUUUAUACUGACAAACCAGAGAAAAUGGACCUUUUUCCAGUUAAAAUAUUGCUGUAGAUUUAGAGGGAUAUUUCUUUGGUUUAUUUUGUUUUUUAGAAAGCCUGGUCUUUUUUUUUUUUUUUUUGGUUCAUUUUGUUCUGGGUUUUGGUUUUCUUCACAAUCCUGAGACAUUUUACAGUAGAAUUCGUCUAAGAAUGGAUUUAGGGAGGGGGGAACCAUGCACAAAAUCUUUUCAUAAUUAAAAAGAGCCUUACUUUCUUUACAUACCACAUGGACAGAAUUUGUGUAAAAGUGAAUUUAUCUUUAUUUUAUUUUAAAAUGUAUGUUCCCCCCUUGCUGUGUGCAGCUCCCAAUGUUGUCAUUUUUAAGUGUUAGCUAUACAUCUCGAGGGUUAAGCAGACCCUUCCCUCCAAACCCAACCUUUCAUUUCCUACUUCAUUCCAGCAGGAGGCACUUAUGGGAGGCUCGGAAGGGGACAUGGAGAACAACCCAAACUCCUUAAACUUAUUGUUAUUAUUAUUAUUAAUAUUAUUAUUAUUAUUAAAGUGAGGCAGGAAAUAUUUCUCCUCUUUAAAUCCCCUCCUCUCCCUACACACACCUCUUGAAACCUUUCCCACAUCUUUUUCUUUGUAGAUGAAUUUCAUUGGAAUGUUUGUUUUGCUUAAGCCAAGUGUAAUGUAAUUUUCUAAUAUUUUCAUCCAGCACUCAGAGACACAAAAAUGCUCUAGGUCUCAUGUAACAGCAGUAUCUCUGAGGAAUGCUGUUUGCAAUCCAAAUCUAGUCUUUGUAUGAAUAUAGAUGUUCAGCUAGCCAUCAAGAAGACAAAAUUGACCUCUUAUUUUUUAAUCACCUAGUGAAUCAUCCAUAAAUCUCAUAGUCCAUCAAAGUUCUUAUUUUUAGUAUGUACUUUGAAAUGCUAAGGGUCUUGAUUCUUGAGCCUUCAAAUCUGACCGAAUUCAAAUAGCAGUCUCCAGUGGUUUGCCUCUUUUUAAACUACAUUAUUCACUAAGCAUCAGUGGACAAACUGUACAUUUCAGUGAAUUAAAAAAGAAAUCUGAAAAAAUCUUUGUCACUAUUUAUUUAAUGUUGAAAAGAAUAAUGAGAAAUGUCUGUGUUUCCUAAGGGAAUUUAUGACAUGAGUUGUAUAACUGUUCAAAUAGCACAUACCUCCAGUUUCCCAGUGUCCUUUGAGAUUCUUUUUUUCCCCCUAAGUUCAUCUCCUGUGAAUCAGAGUGUAUCAACCCAUCUCCAGUGAGUGGUUGACUAGAAGAAGGACAGGCCACCAGCACAAUUCCACAGAGUCUAGUCAGCAGGAUUUCAGUACGUUAAUAUAUUAUAUCAACCCCAUUCUCCUUCCCCUUGUACAAUCAGUUCUCCAAUAUUUUCCUGAUAUUCCCUUCUGGGUUAGAAAAAGAGAAAUUUUCCAUCAGUGAAAAGAUGGAAACUGCUAUACUACUUGGUAUAUGCAGUCACAUAUCCAAAAGGGGAAAAUACUGCUUAAUGAAAUACUCAUAAGCAUGUUAUCUCCUUUAUUUGUAUAUUUUAUAUAAAUAAAAUUUUAAAAGUACUAAUUAGGCAUUAAAAAUUUUCAAAUGCACAGAUUAUGGGUUUUUUUUUCCUCCAGAUGCACUUAAAUUGACUUUCCCAAUUAAGUGUUAGAUAGAAAAGGCGGAAUUCCACAUCUCAUUGCUAUUAAUUUUGAGCAUGUGCAAGGCUGUGUAGGACCCAGUUUCUCUGUAUAUACUAUUCCAAUUCCCAAUCAUCUAUGUAGAAAGUGCACUGUGCUGCCCUCUCCUUCCUACAUCUUCAGCUGUGUCAUUGCUUCCUG